GUACCUCCCUCGUCAGAUAAAAUUGAUUUUAUAUUUUAUAAAAAUUUAAAGUCGGUCAUGGAAUGAUUAUUUUACCUCCAAAUUAUAAUCCAAAUGUUACAAUUGCAUCAUAUCCUGUUAUUGUAUCAAUAAAUGAUCAAUUAUAUGAUCAAAGAGUUACUAAAAAAUUUGUUUUGCCAUUAGUAGAAUUUGCUCAUGUUACACGAGAUAAUAUAAGUAUUGUAUUAUUUGAUGCACAUGGUAGUACCGGACAAGAUGAAAAUUAUUUAAAAAUUACUGAAUCGAAUUGGAUUCAAAGUCAAUAUGAAGAUUAUAUAAAAGUUGCAAAACAUCUUAAAGAACAUGAAAAAAAAUUUAAUGAAACAUUGAAUGCAACACGAUUUGGACUUAAAGCAAGAGGUCCUGCUGCAGUCAUAGCAUUAAAAUUACUUGAAAAACCGAAUUCUGGAAAAGAUGAAUAUAUUUGUGCAUUUCUUGAAUCACCUGUCCAUGAUUUAUCUCAUUAUCAUGCUGUUUAUACUGAACGUAUCAGUGGAUUAGAAAAAAAAUCUAAAUCAUCUCAUCAAUUUAAUAUGCGAAAUAAAAGUGUAGCUAUCAUUCAUGGAACAGCUGAUGAGGAUGUUCAUUUUAAACAUUCAGCAACAUUAGCUAAAACAUUUAUUGAAACAGGUGCCACUUUUCAAUUCAAAGUUUAUCCUGAUGCUGAUCAUGAUUUUGGAAAAAAUCCAACUUUGCAUGAUGAUUAUUUUCAUUUUCAACGACAAUUUUUUCAAGAAUGUCUUGGUAGUCGUGUUAAUAAAGAACGAAAAUUAGUUAUACCAGAAGAAUAUGAUUAA
This is a messenger RNA of Rotaria sordida, 836 nucleotides long. The record is from the annotation of a GenBank genome assembly. NCBI's taxonomy places the organism in Eukaryota, Metazoa, Rotifera, Eurotatoria, Philodinida, Philodinidae.